AUGGAUCAAUCUGAUAUUAAUAAUGACAAUUUAAAUAAGAUAAAUAGCUGUGAUGAGGUUAAUGAUAAUUUAAAUGAGAUAAAUAGCUGUGAUGAGGUCGAUGAUAAUUUAAAUAAGAUAAAUAACUAUGAUGAGGUCGAUGAUAAUUUAAAUGAGAUAAAUAGCUGUGAUGAGGUUGAUAAAGAUGUUCAAGAAAAUAUUUUAUCUCGUGCUGAAAUAACAAAAAGAAGGCCACUUGAAAUGCAUAUGAUUUUUGAAGCUGCUUUUGAGCAAGCAUCAAAAUUAUAUACUGAAAUGAAAUUUGAUCAUUAG
Cetraspora pellucida is the source of this 312-nucleotide messenger RNA. The record is from the annotation of a GenBank genome assembly. Lineage: Eukaryota; Fungi; Glomeromycota; Glomeromycetes; Diversisporales; Gigasporaceae.